CUAUCCACAUGUGGCAGGGAAGAGUUCCGUAAAAAGGAUUGCUUUACGCGAUGACAUUCCCAUGUGAUUUGUGAAAAGCUAGUGUCCCUCAUUGUUUCCCAUCUAAGCGCCUUUUCACCAAUCAUUUUAUCUAGCUAAUGAUUUUCUGCAUAUUCUUUCCUCUAUAUAUACACAUCAUCGGGUUCAUCCUGAGCAACACAAUUCUUCAGCUUCUUAACAGUCAAAACUUUAUCUGUCGUGCAAGUCCUUUAAAUUCCUUUUCUUUUUCUUUUGUCCUCUAGAGAAUAUAAAAGUCAUGGGUUUCCGGUUGCCCGGAAUUUUUACCGCCAAGAAAAGUCUCAUUCGCUCUCUAUCUAGUUCAAACCAGACAGCUGAUUCAAAAACCAUAGAUAUCCCAAAAGGGUAUUUUGCAGUCUAUGUUGAGGAGAGCUGGAAGAAGCGCUUUGUAAUUCCAAUAUCAUAUUUGAAUAAGCCUUUGUUCCUGGAUUUGCUUACUCAAGCUGAGGAAGAAUUUGGGUAUGAUCAUCCCAUGGGUGGUAUCACAAUCCCCUGCAGUGAAGAUACCUUCCUUCAUCUCACUUCUGGCUCGAGUGUAUGAGUCUGCGUGAAUCAAUCAUCAAAGAAUCCAAUGCAUCCACAUUUCUAAACUCGUGAGUCAAGCGGAUGAAGAAUUUUGAUAUGAUCAACUGAUCAUAUCCAAUGCAUUACAGAAGACACUGAGUUGAAAUGAAGAUAAGGCGAGGAUUCGUGCUCCAUUAAUUGAAUUGUCUCAAUCUUAUAACUUGAAACAAAACCUUCUGCAUGUAAUCAUGAAGCUGCGGGUGAGUUGAGCAGAGAGACAAAAAAAAGAUUACACAAGAAAAACGAGAAUUUAUGAAGCAGACAAAUGAUGAUAUCCUGAACUUCCUACAAUGUUUAAAUACAACCACAUCCUAGCUCCACAACAAGAAGAAAAUAGGAAAUUACAAAUAUCAUAAAAAAUCCAUAUGAAAAAAAAAAAAAAAGAAGCAAUUUAAUCAUAUUGUAGUUCUCUUCAGAAUAUAUUGUCGAAAUCAACUUUUCUUUCGCUUA
Pyrus x bretschneideri (Chinese white pear) is the source of this 1071-nucleotide messenger RNA. RefSeq names its product indole-3-acetic acid-induced protein ARG7-like. The transcript has a single exon. Gene Ontology annotation, biological process: response to auxin. The coding region runs from base 296 to 598 and encodes 100 amino acids. NCBI's taxonomy places the organism in Eukaryota, Viridiplantae, Streptophyta, Magnoliopsida, Rosales, Rosaceae. The record is from RefSeq and is a predicted model, not a curated record.